AUGGGGACAACAACAAGCGUUGCCGAAUCCGGUGCUAAAAUCCGUUUGUUCGAUGCUAAAGAAAGGCCACGCCAAGCACAUCUUUCAUACUUAAGGGGUCAAUUGCUGUUCUGGGAAGUGAUUUCGGACGAGCAUGGCAUCGAUCCCACUGGACAAUACGUUGGGGAUUCAGACCUUCAGCUCGAACGUAUCUGCGUCUACUACAAUGAGGCUGGACACAGCAAAUACGUUCCCAGAUCUCAGUUUUUUUGA
This is a messenger RNA of Cooperia oncophora, 252 nucleotides long. The record is from the annotation of a GenBank genome assembly. NCBI's taxonomy places the organism in Eukaryota, Metazoa, Nematoda, Chromadorea, Rhabditida, Trichostrongylidae.